AUUUUUGAUAAAGACAAAAAAUAUGUUAUAACUUAUAAACACUUAAGUACUCUAAUUAAUUACAUAAUUUAAUACAGUUUUGUUUAUAUUUUAUUUUAUCCUAUAAAUUCUAAACUGUUUUCCCUACCCAAACCAUCCAAAUAUCAAAGCAAAUAGAAGUCAAAGAUAGAUGGGAAACAAUUCAAGAGCUAUUUUCUCUUUAUUCUUGGUUGUAGCCUUAUGUGCUGCAAUUUUAAUCACCCCCGGAAUAGCUCAUGAUGAACAACCACCGCCCCGCUCACAAUUUCCACCGGAUUUUCCUAUUGAUGUGGAAAAAUGUUGGGCAUCACUUUUCAAUACUCAGGGAUGCGUAUUCGAACUUUUAAAGUCAGUUUUUUCUGGUCAGUUUGGAAAUGUUGGAGUUGCAUGUUGCAAAGCAUUGUCGACCAUAGAUGCUAACUGUUGGCCUCAUAUGUUCCCGCUUAACCCGUUCUUUCCACCUCUGCUUAAGGACAACUGUGCGCACAUCGUCCCCAAUUCUCCCUCAAAGUGAAAGCGGGAAUCAAGUGACUUGAUGCUUUAUAAUAUAGUCGAGUUAGUUUAGUAAUCUAAAGAAAUUCUCCUAUAUAUGUUCCAAGUGCCUUAUAUAUGAAUAAAGGAAAUUCUCCUAUAUAUGUUCCAAGUGCCUUAUAUAUCCUUUAAUUUACUCUAUUCUGUCUUUGUUUACAAAUAUAUAUGGAAAUAAAAGAUAUAAUAACUUAGUUAGCAACAUUCAAGAGAGC
Messenger RNA from Arabidopsis thaliana (thale cress), 761 nucleotides. RefSeq names its product egg cell-secreted-like protein (DUF1278). The record is from RefSeq and is marked reviewed. NCBI's taxonomy places the organism in Eukaryota, Viridiplantae, Streptophyta, Magnoliopsida, Brassicales, Brassicaceae. The coding region runs from base 170 to 532 and encodes 120 amino acids. The transcript has a single exon. Gene Ontology annotation, cellular component: extracellular region.